CUCCACUUUAACCGGUGACGGCCCCUUUAAGGGUUAUGUCGAGAGACUGGCUGAUGUAGGACCACACCUCCGUGUGCGCUAUGCUCUCUCGCGCUGCCAUCCCAUCCUCAUCAUGGCCUCCAAAAAUCCGCCGCUGCGUCCGAGAAUGAGCACGAGAAGACUAGCCGUUGGCCCUUUCCUUCCCCGCGCGGAAAUGAACAACGUCAAGCCGAAACAGAGGCACCGGUAGAGGUGUGCGCGCCGGGGGAUAAAGCCUCCGAGCUCAUGCCACCCCGGUCUCCUCGAUGUCUUCGUCAAAAGCCACGUACAGCCAUUUGACAAAGAGGGGUGCGAACCCCGGCCGCGGCGGCGACAGAAACAUGAACAGGGAUUUUUCUGUCAAUCUAUCAGUUCAGCAAGUGCUGAGCCUCUGGGUACAAGGCACGACGCUGCAACAUUUCACAGAGAUGUGGUACUGGGUGUUCCUGUGGUGUCUCUUCUCCUCUCUCUUGGUCCACGGGGCGAUGGGCCUGCUCAUGUUGGUCAUGUUGCAGCGCCACAAGAGGGGUCGCCUCAUCACCUUGGUCCUGGUCAGUCUGGGUUUCCUGACCUCCCUGGUUGGAGGGGUCAUCACCAGUGCGGCGGUGGCGGGGGUGUACAGGGUGGCAGGGAAGGACAUGGCCCCCCUCCAGGCCUUGGUGUUUGGAGUGGGCCAGACCACCCUCUCUGUCCUCAUCUCCUUCUCACGCAUACUGGCCACCCUCUGAAGAGAUGACCCUUCCACACAGAUGGACAGAGACUCACUGACGGAUGGAUAGAUAGACACACACACACACACACACACACAGGAGAGGAGGGAGCGACUGGGCACGUGUGGGAGACCAUGGUUCACAUCCUACCAGUUACACUCGCCAGCGACAGAUAACAACACAGCCAAUGUGUGAACUGUGGUGUCAGUUAACUUCAUGUUGUAUUUGGAGGAAAACAAACACAGUAAAUUAGCUGAAGACUGUGGUGUCCCAGCAGUUCCAGACAUUUAGGGAGGGAUGCCCGAAGAGAUAGUACCCCCCCCAGUGGCUGUGUUCUGCCACUGCUGCCCUCACUAGAUCCCCCUCUGCUGCAGAACGACAUGGGACGUCAAUGCAGGUCUCAGUUCUCUGUGUUCAGGAAGCACUUCAAAAGGCUCCCCACCAGGUGGCGAUGUCCCCAGCCUCUGUCAAGUGUCGAGUCAGUGAAACCACAUCCUGGACCGAAGGCAAUGUCUUUGGGUAUUUUCAGAAUUGUCAGUUCUAUGUGCCAAUGGCCUCUGGGACUUACCUCCAGUGUUGUCAAGAGAGGUGCUUUCAUGGCCAUCUCCACAGACUCUCCUUGAAGGUUUUCUGAUGCACUUGUAGUGGGAAAACCACCCACAUUUGUUUUUUACAGUAAAGAAAAACGACAACAACCUGUAUUUAAUUGUACACUUAAUAACCUAUGGUCCUUGGAAGUGCCAGGGUAUGCUGAUGAGGGCCAUGGCCAGAACAGAGAUGGACCUUUUGGAGACCGAUCGUCAUUCUGACAUGAGAGGAUGUCAGAGAGGAUGCCAGACAGGAUGUCAACCGAACUACCUUUCAGUGUUAAAAACACAACAACCACAAAACAACUGGUUCUUCUGACUGUGGACAUCUUUAUGACUAUUCCUUCUUGUAAAGAUCUUCGACUACCGCAGCAGUGUUUCUGUUGACAACAUACUCCUACAUGUUUCUUUUUUAGGGGAAAGAAAGAACAUGACAAAUGGCUUUAGCCUUUAUACUUUCUAAAUGUUUCCGAUCCCCCUUGUUUACCUAAAAAAGGUGUCUGAAUAGGGAAAGUUGUUCAGGUGCCGUAGUCAAGGUUACUAAGGAGAUAGAACCACUAUCUCUGUUUGACCUUUUGUUAAUUCAUGUCUAGACCCGUCCAGGUUGUCCAACAUACUCUGAGGCAAUAGCAACUCUGGCCAUGAAGAUUGGCUGGAGAGGGUCAGAGUUGGGGAAUCUUUCACUACCUGGUUCUUACAGAGUUUAAUGGAGGUAUAAACUAAUGUCUUAACUGAAGUUAAGGGAUGCAAUGUCCUGGUAGUUGCUGUAUGGCUGCUUGAGAAUAGUUAAGAUAGAGUAUCUCUUGGAAGGGUUUCUGUCUCUGUGUUGUGGUGCAGAUUUACUGUUCAAGGCACAGUACAGUCAACAAUGUCAUUUUUCCUGUGUUUUAUAUAUAUUUCCCCACUAUGCGGUUGGAAUAAUACUGUGAAAUUGUGAGAAUGAUGAUCGUGCCCUUUUCGUGUAAGAGCUGUUUGAAAAGGACACCUGAAAUUUCUGCUUGUUUUGGUGGGAUGGAGUUUUGGCCUGCCUGGUG
This is a messenger RNA of Oncorhynchus tshawytscha (Chinook salmon), 2349 nucleotides long. RefSeq names its product transmembrane protein 170B-like. Bases 285 to 746 code for a protein of 153 amino acids. Gene Ontology annotation, cellular component: plasma membrane. Lineage: Eukaryota; Metazoa; Chordata; Actinopteri; Salmoniformes; Salmonidae. The record is from RefSeq and is a predicted model, not a curated record. The transcript has 3 exons. Gene Ontology annotation, biological process: negative regulation of canonical Wnt signaling pathway.